AUGAAGAACCUUCUCAGCGCAUCCACUCUUCUCCUCUGCCUCUCGGGCUUGACUGCUGCCAAGAAGAAUGACCUCUUCCAGCCCCUUCAGCAGCUCGCGUCCAAGGGUAGCUCAAAUGCUACUCUUGACGCUCGCUCCCUUGUGAAGCGCGCUUGCGCCUUUGGCGAGGUGAUCUGCGACGUCAACUACUGCGUCGACACCUCCGAUGUGUGCUGCGGUGACGGCAACGGCGCAUACUGCUACGAGGGCCAGAAGUGCUGUUCCAACAGCGACUACUGCGCUCCUGACGAUGGCGUGUGCUGCGGAAGCCUCGGUUCAUGUCCCAAUGGGUACGAGUGCGCGACUGUUGACGGCGAACCGGGCUGCUGCCCCGAGUCUGGCUGCUCCUCAUUCGGCCUUGACGACGACGAUGACCUUGUCGAUCUCGACGACGACAUCGACGACACCGAUGUCACCGUCUACACCCAGGUCAUCUACUGGUAUGUCUACGUAUACUGGUACAUCGAGAUCUGGUACUACAUCGAGGUCGACGUCGAAACCAGCACGCUCUCCCUGACUUCGUCCGAGGAGCGCACCUCAUCCACCGCCACCGUCACCGCGUCAAACUCCCGUGCUGCCAGCUCCGAGUUUGCGAGCAUUAGCGAAAGCGUCACCGAGGCUGCCACGACCACCCCUGACCUCGACUCUAUCCCCACGAGCACGACCACCACCGACUCCACCAGCGGCGGCGCAAGCACCCCCACCGCCACGGGCACCUCUGGCGCCGACGACGACAACUCUGACAACUCGGAUAACACUAUCAACAUUGAAGACUUGCUGUCCUCUGGUGAACCCACCCCGAGUCCGACUGACGACGCUGCGUCCACUCUGGGCUCUAGCGAGGCGCUGUGGUACACCGGCAUCUUCAAUGCCUUCCUUGGACUGUUUGUCCUUCUCUAG
This is a messenger RNA of Aspergillus calidoustus, 939 nucleotides long. The record is from the annotation of a GenBank genome assembly. Lineage: Eukaryota; Fungi; Ascomycota; Eurotiomycetes; Eurotiales; Aspergillaceae.